UGUAAAAACUAAAAAGCCCAGUCCUCCUCCCCUAUUCGCAUUGCAAUCGCGAUCACGAGUCAAUCGAAGGGAGAAGAAGAGAACGUAGUUGAACCGAUUUUUUUUAAUAGAAAAUGGCUGGGAGAGCUCAGAUCCCUACAAAAAACUCCGCUCUCAUUGCCAUGAUCGCCGAUGAGGACACUGUAGUUGGAUUUUUGAUGGCUGGAGUUGGUAAUGUUGACUUGCGGAGGAAGACAAAUUAUCUCAUCGUGGACUCGAAGACAACUGUGAGACAAAUUGAAGAUGCUUUCAAGGAGUUCACUGCAAGGGAAGACAUUGCAAUUGUCCUCAUCAGCCAAUAUGUUGCCAACAUGAUAAGGUUCUUGGUGGAUAGCUACAACAAGCCAGUUCCAGCAAUCUUGGAGAUUCCUUCCAAGGACCAUCCGUAUGAUCCUGCCCAUGACUCUGUUCUCUCACGUGUCAAGUACUUGUUCUCUGCUGAAUCGGUUGCUUCUGAUAGGCGUUGAGCAUAUUAUGCGUCACUACCCGGCAACUCUCUCUGUUCACUUGAUUGUACCCUGAAUUCUCUCAACUGAACUUGGUUUGUAUCAUUUGUUUCUUGAUGACAUUCUUCAAUUUCCUUCACAACCCACCAGGUUUUCAAUAAUGUAAAACUCUAUUUAUUUUUUGGGAGAGGGAUGUUUCAUUUGAAAGCAAUGGUUUACACCA
Messenger RNA from Tarenaya hassleriana, 708 nucleotides. RefSeq names its product V-type proton ATPase subunit F. Gene Ontology annotation, cellular component: membrane; proton-transporting V-type ATPase, V1 domain. NCBI's taxonomy places the organism in Eukaryota, Viridiplantae, Streptophyta, Magnoliopsida, Brassicales, Cleomaceae. The coding region runs from base 114 to 506 and encodes 130 amino acids. Gene Ontology annotation, molecular function: proton-transporting ATPase activity, rotational mechanism. The transcript is spliced from 5 exons. The record is from RefSeq and is a predicted model, not a curated record. Gene Ontology annotation, biological process: proton transmembrane transport.